AUGUACGGAAGCUUUCAGCGGAUUCCUUAUCCCACUCACAAGAGUCCCAUGGAUGGCGAUACAGCCCACCGGGACCUUGACUGGGUAUACGCCUCCCAAACCGAUCGCAUCUACGUUUUACGGGUGGGCGACUUUGGUGUUACACGUCAGCAGAAGCUCGACGUCCUACAAAACGUCUUCUGGCCCGCUCUAGCCCGCUGGGUCAUCUCGAGGCAGCUGAUUCUGCCUGGCGGCACCAUCCUUGGCGGCUGGUGGCGUGCCGACAUGCAGGGGAUGAUGGACUGGUAUCGCGAAUGCCUUCACAUGACGGCUCGAUGGGAAGACGCCAUCAUCGCUCACACAGAUGGCAUAUGGAGGACGGCAUUGGAGACUUCGCCUUGGCGGGACUGGCCUGAGUUCUUCCUUCUUCUGAACGAGCCUGUUGUCGACGCCAGUGGUCAGCCUAUCAGGGAUGCUCAGGGUCGAAUUGUAUACAAGGACCGAGAUCCAACUACCGAUGGCAUGGAGGAUGCGUUCCUGGACGUGUGGGAGGCCGUUGCUAAUUCCCGAUCGCUCGCAGACUUCGUGGAUAAGCGCACUGUCAAGGACGGUGAUUUGCUUGCUUCGCGAACACGCACAACGACAGAUUUGUGCCAUGAUGUGACCAUACGAUUUGCAUUCUUCAUUCUAUAUUGCGCGCAAUCUAUUCCAGCCACGAAACCAGCAAUCACAUUAUCUUUCCAUCUCCAUCCAAACAAGGAAGAUGGCCAUAUCCAAUCCGUAGAAGGUAGGAAGAAAGAGAACACACAUAUGCAGAGCAUUAAAAAGCACCUGUUCUAG
Trichoderma harzianum CBS 226.95 is the source of this 819-nucleotide messenger RNA. RefSeq lists its product as hypothetical. The coding region runs from base 1 to 819 and encodes 272 amino acids. The record is from RefSeq and is a predicted model, not a curated record. NCBI's taxonomy places the organism in Eukaryota, Fungi, Ascomycota, Sordariomycetes, Hypocreales, Hypocreaceae. The transcript is spliced from 2 exons.